Penicillium angulare is the source of this 1566-nucleotide messenger RNA. RefSeq names its product DNA-protein crosslink repair co-factor UBX5. The coding region runs from base 1 to 1566 and encodes 521 amino acids. Gene Ontology annotation, biological process: proteasome-mediated ubiquitin-dependent protein catabolic process. The transcript has 2 exons. Gene Ontology annotation, cellular component: nucleus. The record is from RefSeq and is a predicted model, not a curated record. Gene Ontology annotation, molecular function: ubiquitin binding. Lineage: Eukaryota; Fungi; Ascomycota; Eurotiomycetes; Eurotiales; Aspergillaceae.
AUGGACGAUAACCUGGUGGCCCAAUUCACCGAGAUCACCGGGUCGACGCCUGAGCUUGCAACUCAGUACUUACAGCUCGCCGACUUCAACAUCGAGCAGGCGAUGCAGCUCUUUUUCGAUAAUGGAGGCGCCUCCUUGACCGAUGAACCCGCCCGGCAGCCACCUCACGAGGCAGCAUAUGAAGAUGAGUCUGGGGUGGUGCAUAUCGACUCUGACACCGAUGACGAUCAUGAUCGCCCAACCCGUACACAACAUGGCGCGGAUGCGACGUUUGAAGACGAUGCUGCCAUGGCCCGUCGUCUUCAGGAAGAGGCAUACGGUGGUGGAGGAGGAAGCGGCGGUGGAGGCGCCAUCCAUAAUGAUGACGACGUGCGGGCACCUAUGGCUCGCACGACAGAGACCUUGGUGGGGCCAGGUGCGGAUUUUGACGACGAUGACAUGCCCGCCAAUAUUCUUGGCCAGUUGCGUGCGCGUCGAAGUGGAGGCCGACCCGGAAUCUUCAACCAGCAAGACAGUGCAUCAAUAUGGACCGGAAGCUCCUCAACCCACCAAGAACAAUUAUCCCGAGCGACUGGCGGUGCAUCUGAAGCUUCGUCCAAAUCAAACAUGCUGGCAGAAAUGUACCGUCCACCAUUUGAUAUCAUGUCUCGGCUGCCAUGGGACGUGGCUCGUCAGGAAGGUCGAGACAACGAGAAAUGGCUGUUGGUAAACAUUCAAGAUCAGUCAAUCUUUGACUGUCAAGUCCUGAACCGAGAUCUCUGGAAGGACAAGGGCGUCGAAGAAACCAUUAAGGAACACUUUAUCUUCCUGCAGUUCUCCAAGGAUGAUCCGCGAGCUGCACCAUAUAUCCAAUAUUACUUCCAAGGAAGCGAAAUCUCCGAUAAUUACCCUCACAUCUCCAUUGUUGAUCCUCGCACUGGUGAAAAAGUGAAGUCAUGGACUGGUCAGCCUGUUGUCAAGGCUGCGGAGUUUCUCAUGCAGCUCCAUGAGUUCCUUGAUCGCUAUAGCUUGAACCUCAACGUGCGCAAUCCAGUUGCGAAGCGUAAGUCAGGCAAGCCGGAGAAAACCGUCGACGCCAUGACAGAAGAGGAAAUGUUCGAGAUGGCAAUGAAGAAUAGUCUUGGUGGCGAAGCAACCUCAGGUCCCAAGUUGGAUGACCCAGAUGAGUUGACGCGCAGCACGGGCGAUAUCAAGGGCAAGGGCAAGGCACCCGAUGCAGACGACGAGGAAAUGGGUGGAACAGAAGCCGAGGAUGAGCCCGAGGACUCCGCAUUUGCUUCUAUUCCCAAUGACAGGCCGCACACCGAGCCCGCCGCCGAUCCAACCACCACGACUCGUAUCCAAUUUCGCCAUCCAGCUGGUCGUGUUAUUCGGCGGUUUGCUCUGACAGACCCCGUUCAACGAAUUUAUGAAUGGCUCAAGGCGGAGCCCCCCGUUGAGGGAAAGACAGAUGUAGAUUUUGAAUUGAAUUCCCUGGGAACCAACUUAAUAGACUCUCUCGACACGAGUAUCGAGAGUGCGGGGUUGAAGAAUGGGACGGUCAACAUUGGGUACCUCGAGGACUAA